UGCAUUCUACUCCACCAAACCGAAACAUCAAACUCCCAUAAAAUUACCAUUUCGCCACUGACAUUCACAAUCACCAUGGACCUCCUUUUCUUAGAGAAGGUCCUCUUGGCACUCUUCCUCGCCGCCGUCGUCUCCAUCGUCGUCUCCAAACUCCGAGGGAGAAAAUUCAAGCUCCCGCCGGGACCACUCCCGGUACCGAUCUUCGGCAACUGGCUGCAAGUCGGCGACGACCUGAACCACCGGAACCUGACGGAACUGGCGAAGAAAUUCGGCGACAUCUUCCUCCUCCGCAUGGGGCAGCGAAACCUGGUGGUGGUUUCGUCGCCGGAGCUGGCAAAAGAGGUUCUACACACACAAGGCGUUGAAUUCGGGUCACGAACCCGAAACGUUGUGUUCGACAUCUUCACCGGUAAAGGCCAAGACAUGGUCUUCACCGUCUACGGUGAACAUUGGCGCAAGAUGCGCCGAAUCAUGACCGUACCAUUCUUCACCAACAAGGUGGUGCAGCAGUACCGUUAUGGGUGGGAGGAUGAGGCGGCGAAAGUGGUGGAGGAUGUUAAAAACAACCCGGAAGCGGCGACGAGCGGGACGGUUCUGCGGCGGAGGCUGCAGCUGAUGAUGUACAACAACAUGUUCAGGAUAAUGUUCGACAGAAGGUUCGAGAGCGAGAAGGAUCCAAUGUUCCAGAAGCUUCGGCUGCUGAACGGAGAAAGGAGUAGGUUGGCUCAGAGCUUUGAGUAUAACUACGGUGACUUCAUUCCCAUUUUGAGGCCAUUGUUGAGAGGAUACUUGAAAAUAUGCAAGGAGGUCAAGGACACUAGGUUGAAGCUCUUCAAGGACCAUUUCGUUGAGGAGAGAAAGAAAUUAGAGAGCACAAAGAGAACCCACAACGAAGGCCUAAAAUGCGCAAUGGAUCACAUUUUGGAUGCACAGAGAAAAGGCGAAAUCAAUGAGGACAACGUUCUUUACAUUGUCGAGAAUAUUAACGUUGCUGCAAUAGAGACAACACUAUGGUCAAUUGAGUGGGGAAUAGCUGAGUUAGUGAACCACCCAGAAAUCCAAAAGAAAGUAAGAGAUGAAAUUGAUAGAGUUUUAGGAGCAGGACACCAAAUAACUGAGCCAGACACACACAAGCUCCCAUACCUUCAAGCAGUCAUCAAGGAAACAUUAAGGCUAAGAAUGGCAAUUCCACUCCUUGUUCCACACAUGAACCUCCAUCAUGCAAACCUUGGUGGCUAUGAUAUCCCUGCUGAGAGCAAGAUCUUGGUCAAUGCAUGGUGGCUUGCUAACAACCCUGCUAAGUGGAACAACCCUCAAGAGUUUAGGCCUGAGAGGUUCUUGGAAGAAGAGUCCAAGGUUGAAGCUAAUGGAAAUGAUUUCAGGUACCUACCGUUUGGUGUGGGGAGGAGGAGUUGCCCAGGGAUCAUUCUUGCAUUGCCUAUACUUGGCAUCACAUUGGGACGUUUGGUGCAAAACUUUGAGCUCUUACCUCCCCCUGGACAGUCCAAGCUUGACACCACUGAGAAAGGAGGGCAGUUUAGUCUUCACAUUCUCAAGCAUUCCACCAUUGUUGCCAAGCCCAGAUCAUUUUGAUUCCUGUUUGUUUCUUUGUAUUCUUUUAAUGAUCCAACUUAUUGGUGUAUUACACUGAUCGAUUUUGUUUGAAAAAUGGGGAUAUGUUAUUAUAUAUAAGGGUGUAUUGUUAUUCUUUGCACCUCUUAUUGUAAAUCAUGAGCUUCAAAUGAUGAUUUUACACUGAA
Messenger RNA from Arachis duranensis, 1760 nucleotides. Its product is annotated as trans-cinnamate 4-monooxygenase. Gene Ontology annotation, molecular function: trans-cinnamate 4-monooxygenase activity; iron ion binding; heme binding. Gene Ontology annotation, biological process: lignin metabolic process. The coding region runs from base 76 to 1593 and encodes 505 amino acids. NCBI's taxonomy places the organism in Eukaryota, Viridiplantae, Streptophyta, Magnoliopsida, Fabales, Fabaceae. The record is from RefSeq and is a predicted model, not a curated record. The transcript has 6 exons.